AUGCGCCAGCGCUUGUGCGAGAGCUCGACGCUGUACAGCGAGCUGCCUCCCUUCGAGUUGGGUGCGCCGGGCAAGUCCAGCGUGCGCCCUAGCGCUGAGGAGGUGUGGUGCAGCCUGGAAACGCAGGAGCCGCCGUUUCCGCCAAUGCAUUUGCCGCCCAAAGUGGUGGCGCGGUUCUUGGAGGCUCAGCUGCACCUGGGCCAGGUGACCCUGCAGGAGGUCGAGCCCUUGAUGCCUCACCUGGCGCAUGCUGCCGGAGGUCCUGGGGGCCGCCCCAGCACACAACUCGCGCACCUCCUCAUCCUUUUCCUGGGAAGGGGUGGCCAUGCUUUUCCCUGGCUCUGGCGCCGGGCCGUGGCUGGUGCCUUCCUUGAGGCAGAUGCCCGAACCAAGCUGGACGACAGCGCUGGAAUCAAACGAUUGAUGCCCUCCAGUGCGUUGACACCGCUGGCAGAUUGCUUCGCGCAGCACCUGGAGCUUCUGCGGCCCCUGGCCCUCGCGUCCUCGGCCUCGGGCUCCAUGCUGCUGUCCGGGCACCUCCGGGUGCUGUCCGGGGGCCUGGCGCGGCUCUGGGCGCUGCUGGGGCGGAGGAGCGGCACUCUGCCGGACUCGGAGCUGCAAGAGGUGGCCUGUGCUGUCCCGCGGCUCUUCGAGGCUCAAGACUUCCUGGAGGACUCGGGCCCCCUAUCCCGCUCGGCGCUGCAAUGUGCUCGCGCUCUGAGCGGCGAGCUGCAGCGGCGGGACAUGAGUCUGAGCGCCGAGCUGCGGCAGUUGCUGACGGGCAACGGCGUCCAACCUGCUCAAUUGCUGGAAGAUGUGAAGGCUCUUAGCAUCGAUUCAAUCGUCACACACUAA
This is a messenger RNA of Effrenium voratum, 855 nucleotides long. Lineage: Eukaryota; Dinophyceae; Suessiales; Symbiodiniaceae. The record is from the annotation of a GenBank genome assembly.